UGCCAAGCCAUCACAUCACAGCGGGUUCUCCACAAAAACCCUAGUCUGCCAAAGUCACUUCCCUCUCUCCCCAUUUCUCUCUUCCCUCGAAUCCCAUCGGAAUCCAUGGCGGCAUCAUAUGAUUACGAAGAUGCCGCCGGCUACGGCCAGCCGGCGUCGGACUCCUCCGUGGGGUACGACCCCAACUUCGUGCCUGACUCGGUGAAGUCCUUCGUGGUACAUCUCUACCGCCACAUCCGAGAGAAGAAUGUCUACGAGAUCCACCAGAUGUAUGAGACGUCGUUCCAGACGUUGAGCGACCGGAUGUUCAAGGACACGCCUUGGCCCUCCGUCGACGCCGUCGCGCAUUACGUCGACAACGACCACGUGUUCUGCUUGCUCUACCGCGAGAUGUGGUUCCGCCACCUCUACGCCCGCCUCUCCCCCACGCUCAAGCAACGCAUUGAUUCCUGGGACAAUUACUGCAGUUUAUUCCAGGUGGUGCUGCACGGUGUGGUGAACAUGCAGCUAUCGAACCAGUGGUUGUGGGACAUGGUGGAUGAGUUUGUAUACCAGUUUCAGUCAUUUUGUCAAUAUCGGGCAAAGAUGAAGAACAAGACUGAGCAGGAGAUUGCUCUCCUGAGGCAGUAUGAUCAGGCCUGGAAUGUGUACGGCGUGCUAAACUUUUUGCAAGCACUUGUUGAGAAAUCCAACAUCAUGCAAAUCCUGGAGCAGGAGAAGGAAGGCCUUGAGCAGUUCACCGCUACUGAUGGAUAUGAUUACAGUGGUGGCAGCAAUGUCUUGAAAGUCCUAGGAUAUUUCAGCAUGGUGGGCUUGCUUCGUGUCCAUUGUCUUUUGGGUGAUUAUCAUACUGGGCUAAAGUGCUUGAUGCCCAUUGACAUAAGCCAACAAGGAGUGUACACUAGUGUUAUUGGUAGCCACAUCACGACCAUAUAUCAUUAUGGUUUUGCCAAUCUUAUGUUGCGGAGGUACGUAGAGGCAAUUCGAGAAUUUAAUAAGAUUCUUCUAUACAUUUACAAGAUUAAGCAAUAUCACCAGAAGUCCCCACAAUAUGAACAGAUACUAAAGAAGAAUGAGCAAAUGUAUGCUUUAUUGGCAAUUUGUCUCUCACUUUGCCCCCAGGCGAAGCUUGUUGAUGAGACUGUCAACUUGCAGUUGCGGGAGAAAUAUGGUGAAAAGAUGUCAAGGAUGCAGAGAUAUGAUGAUGAGGCGUUUGCCCUUUAUGAUGAGCUAUUCUCAUAUGCAUGCCCCAAAUUCAUUACUCCCUCCCCUCCAAAUUAUGAGGAACCUCUAGUAAAUUACAAUCAGGAUGCAUACAGACUUCAGUUGAAGCUGUUCUUGUAUGAAGUCAAGCAGCAACAGUUGUUAUCAGGUGUUCGGUCCUUCUUGAAAGUGUACUCGACAAUCUCCCUUGGGAAGCUUGCAACUUACAUGGAAGUGGAGGAAUCCACACUCAGGACAAUUUUGAUGUCAUACAAGCAUAAAACUCAUGCUGUUGAUUCUGAGGGAAAAAUCAUCUCUAAUGCUGAUAUUGAUUUCUACAUUGAUGAUGACACAAUCCAUGUAGUUGAAUCAAAAUCAGUCACAAGAUAUGGGGAUUAUUUUUUGCGGCAGAUUGUCAAGCUUGAAGGGGUGAUAACCGAUAUGGACAGGAUAAAGUUCGAGUGAGGCGGCCAUGGCUCCAGGAUACUCUAUUCCGGUCUGCUCCGGCUUUCUCUUUUAGUUUUGGAAGAAAUUAUUUUUCUCGUAGUGUCACUUAUUGGGCCUUUUCCCAAGUUAGUAUAAUAUGUUGAUCCUUGACUGUAAUUUUCACUUGCAGGCAGAAUGCAUGUUUAUUACAUCAACCCAGCUUAUAGCCCUCUUAUUAAUUUUUUGUUUUGAUUACCUUAGCCAUGUAUUACUGUACCAUUGUUAUGGUAUCGAAGAUUCUUGAACUUUAGAUUUCGCUGAGUUGAGUGUUCAUUAACCAAAUCUGCCCCUUUUCACCAUUGGUCUACACAGUGUAAACUCAGAACAAGGAUGCAUAAUUUGCAGGGAAAUAGUGAAUCUGUUCAAAUUGGAUAUUG
Diospyros lotus (date-plum) is the source of this 2066-nucleotide messenger RNA. RefSeq lists its product as uncharacterized. The transcript has 8 exons. Gene Ontology annotation, molecular function: translation initiation factor activity. Gene Ontology annotation, cellular component: eukaryotic translation initiation factor 3 complex; cytoplasm. Gene Ontology annotation, biological process: translational initiation. NCBI's taxonomy places the organism in Eukaryota, Viridiplantae, Streptophyta, Magnoliopsida, Ericales, Ebenaceae. The record is from RefSeq and is a predicted model, not a curated record. The coding region runs from base 106 to 1668 and encodes 520 amino acids.